AUGGAGAAGCCGCGGCGGGCGGUGGUGGUGACGGGGUUUGGUCCGUUUGGAGAGCACGCUGUUAACGCCAGUUGGAUUGCAGUUCAGGAGUUGGAGAAGCUAGGACUGCGAGAUGGUGUGGAUCUGCAUGUCUAUGAAGUCCCAGUUGAAUACCAGACAGUGCAAAGGCUCAUUCCUGCAUUGUGGAAAAAGCACAGUCCACAACUGGUGGUUCACGUAGGUGUUUCGGGUAUGGCUACAACCGUAACGCUGGAGAAGUGUGGCCAUAAUGUAGGUUAUAAAGGCUUAGACAACUGCCGUUUCUGCCCAGGCUCUCAGUGUUGCGUAGAAGGUGGCCCAGAAUGCAUCGAUUCCAUUAUCGACAUGGACACUGUUUGCAAGAGAGUCUCAGCGCUGGGGCUGGAUGUCACGGUCACUAUAUCUAAGGAUGCCGGCAGAUACCUCUGUGACUUCACUUACUACACUUCCUUAUACCAGAGUUGUGGGAGGUCGGCUUUUGUUCAUGUGCCUCCGCUGGGAAAACCGUAUACCGCAGAACAGCUGGGUCGGGCGCUACAGGCUAUAAUAGAAGAAAUGCUUGAUGUGUUGGAGCAUUCUGAAGACAAAAUCAAUUGUCAGCAUGAACACUGAAAGUGGGCAGAAGCUAUCCUAGUAUUGCACUUCCAAAAUUUUCCCUGCUACUGAAGUACUGGGGAAAACGGUCUGAAACGUACAGACCCAGAAUUGGAGACUUCAAAAAGGAAAAUUCCACUUCUAGAAAUUGACGUUUUUUGUCAAAUGUGUGCAUUUCAGCCUAGGCAACAAAGGAUUCAAAAUCUCUUCUUUAAAACACCUGCAACUACUCGUUUCUGAAGUGACUGAAGUGUGCGUGCUGUGCUUUAUCCAGAGCUUAUCUGUCAGCCAAGUGACAGCUACUGACCAGUCUAAUACAGCGCAGGUGGAAAGUUUCUCAUCUGGACUUGGCGUUCAGGUGCAGGGAAUUGAUAACCCAGUCUUCUAAUGACUAGUUCUUAAGUUGAAAGGUUUGCUUUCAUUUUGUUUUGGUUUUUUUUUCCUCUUUGGCCCAAAUUACAGGUUAUAAUGUAAAAGUACAACUGAAAAGAAUUGGAAUGGUGUGGGUUUGUCUGUUGUAAAACAGCGCUUGGUGGAGAGGAGUUGUCUUUGAAAUUGCUUUGCUGAAACGGAAGAAUAUUUUAGGCACUGAUUUCUCACCCCACAUUGUCCAAAUAUUCAUAGGGUCUUCUGCAAUGUACGAGUUAACUGGUAGCUGCAGCUAAAAGGGAUGUGGUUUG
Molecule: messenger RNA, 1292 nt
Organism: Gavia stellata (red-throated loon)
Lineage: Eukaryota; Metazoa; Chordata; Aves; Gaviiformes; Gaviidae
Gene: PGPEP1
Product: pyroglutamyl-peptidase I
Exons: 5
Coding region: 1-630 (209 amino acids)
Biological process (GO): proteolysis
Cellular component (GO): cytosol
Molecular function (GO): pyroglutamyl-peptidase activity
Source: RefSeq, a predicted model, not a curated record